AUUGGGUUAAAAAGAGCAUAUUUUGGGAAUUACCAUAUUGGCACACAAACUUGAUUCGACACAAUUUAGAUGUCAUGCACUGUGAGAAAAACUUUUUUGACAAUAUCCUUCAUACAGUAAUGGACGACCCUAUGACAAAAGAUAACAUGAAUGCAAGCCUUGAUCUGGAAUUGUAUUGUAAAAGGAAAAGUCUGCACAUACCAAAAACAGGAGUGAAUUCGGGUAAAAAGCUAAAGGCCACUUAUGUUCUGAGUAGGGAUCAAAGAAAAUGAAUAUGUCAAUGGUUGAAGCAACUUAAAUUCCCUGAUGGAUUUGCCUCCAAUAUAUCUCGAUGUGUCAAUACACAAGAGGUACGAUUAUUCAGUAUGAAAAGUCACGACUGUCACAUUUUCAUGCAAAGCCUUAUACUAAUUGCAUUUCGUGAUUUAUUACCGAAACAAGUUUGGGAGCCACUUGUUGAGAUUAGUGAGUUCUUUAGGGCCUUGUGUGCUCCGGUGAUUCAGGUCAAUGACAUGGCAAUAUGGCAAGAGAGGAUAGUAGAAAUCAUUUGUAAGCUAAAGCAAAUCUUUCCACCUUCAUUCUUUGAUAGUAUGGAGCAUCUUGCAAUCCAUCUUCUAUAUGAGGCUCGUGUAGGAGGACCAGUGCAAUUUCGAUGGAUGUAUCCAUUUGAAAGGCUAAUGCAUUGUCUUAAGUUGACGGUGAAAAACAAGCAGCGUCCUAAAGCAUCCAUAUGUGAAAGUUACAUAAUGUCUGAGAUCACAAAUGUUAUCUCUCAUUCUUGGAUGAUGGGGUGCAUAGUACAAUUGAUAAUCCCAUGAGGAAUAUUGUUGUUGGAUUUGGUGAUAAUAGUGGCCUAUCCAUCUUUAAAUGCGUUGGAAAACGUAUUGGUUCCAAAAUUGAAAGACAUUGCUUGAUGGUAGAGGAACGCAAAGCUGCUUCGUAUUAUGUGUUAAUGAAUUGCGAAGAAUUGCGAGGAUGGGUCAGGUAAAAAACCUACACUAAUAUCUUUAAUGUCUUCAAUUUGUUAUGUUAAGAUUCAUUGAAUUAAAAUACUAACAAUAUAUAAAAAAUUAUUAUCAAAUUUUCUACUUUAUUUGAGAGUGAACAAUGUCAAAAUAUAAAUUCUCAACAAAUUCAAGCAAAACGAGAGAGAGACCUUGUGCCCUGGUUUGAACAAGCUGUGAGUAUUUAAUAAUAUGAAUAUUCAAUU
Messenger RNA from Rubroshorea leprosula, 1210 nucleotides. NCBI's taxonomy places the organism in Eukaryota, Viridiplantae, Streptophyta, Magnoliopsida, Malvales, Dipterocarpaceae. The record is from the annotation of a GenBank genome assembly.